Messenger RNA from Psilocybe cubensis, 375 nucleotides. RefSeq lists its product as uncharacterized. The coding region runs from base 1 to 375 and encodes 124 amino acids. The record is from RefSeq and is a predicted model, not a curated record. The transcript is spliced from 3 exons. Lineage: Eukaryota; Fungi; Basidiomycota; Agaricomycetes; Agaricales; Agrocybaceae.
AUGUCCAAUAUCGUGCAGAACGUCAAAUCCAAGCUCUCUGGAUCCCACUCAAGCGGUGACCAAAAUACUACCCAGCCUACUGCUCAAAAUAACGAAGUGAAAGGCAACGCUGGGAAGGAGUCGAGCGAGCCUACAUUCUCUAUCCUUCCUCAUCCUGCUAAAACAAACGAUCCUGCUGAUCUACAGCCCCCUGGUGGGCUCCGUCAUAACGGCCCUAUGGAUGCAUUCAACACUCCAGGACCAUUCAUCCCUAAAGAAGACAUGAAGAACAACCUGCCCGCACCUCUAAGCCGGGAAGAGCUACAUGCAAAACAGGCUUCGCUUCGCGCUGAGGAAGCACCAGGACAUGGUACCCAGCAAGGAAAUAUACUCUAG